Messenger RNA from Hyaloperonospora brassicae, 2769 nucleotides. Lineage: Eukaryota; Oomycota; Peronosporomycetes; Peronosporales; Peronosporaceae. The record is from the annotation of a GenBank genome assembly.
AUGGCGACGUCCUCUCCUCCUCCUCCUCCUCCUCCUCCUUGUAGCAGCAACGGGCACUCGCUCAGUAGUGUGACGGCGCUGCUGUCGUCGCUGUGGACGUCGGCCCACGCGGCUCGGCGGCGCGUCACGCGUCAGCGGGUCCUCUUGUUUGUCAAGCAGCAUGUACCCAUUUUGGAGUGGUUACCCGCCUACGACGUGCGGGAAGAUUUGCAAUUCGACGUGGUCUCGGGGGUUACCGUCGGGCUCAUGCUCGUGCCCCAAGAGGUCUCACUAAGUGCGAUCAUGGGCGUCCCCCCUAUUUACGGUCUCUACACAGCCGCUGUCGUGCCGAUGGUCUACCCGCUCUUUGGUACCUCGCGCGUGCUGUCCGUGGCCAAUGGCGCCGAAGUGAGUCUAUUAGUGGGCUCGGCGAUCAAGAAGGUCGAGAGCGAAGAAGAGCGCAUUGCGACGGGCAUUUUGCUGAGCUUCCUGAGUGGCGUCGUGCUGCUGUUCAUGGGCGUGUUUCGGCUCGGCGUGAUUGCCGACUUUUUCUCGCGGCCGGUCAUGGGCGGCUUCCUCUCUGCCGGCGGUGUGCUCAUUAUGUUGUCGCAGGUGGCGAGCUGGCUCGGACUGGACAUUAAAAGCAGGGACCUCCCUGUGCUCACGGUGCUGGAUCUGUGUCAGAAGUUCCCGCAUCUGAACGUGCUGAGCUUUGCACUGGGCACGUUUUCGAUCCUAGUGCUUGUGGGAAUGCACGAGCUGAAACGGAGGAUUGUGACGAAGCUGGCCAGCGUCGAGGAACAAGUGGACAACCAAUUUGCAAUCGAGACGUCGAGGGCACUGACUCAGUUGUCGAUCAGCACCAAGUCGGUAGGUGGAGAGUUGCGGGACAUGAGUGGCGAUGAUACCGAGGCUAGUCGAGCUACGGAGGAUGGUUGGAGAGACACAGCUACAAGGUGCGCGGAUGAUGUGGAUCCGGGCAAUGCGUCGAAACCUACGAAUCGACAACUGAAACGGAGCGAUAGCGAAUACGACUCGGGUGUGAGAGAUGUGAAAGGCUCUUUGGGCGAAUCGAGGUGGACUGGGUUGCCCACAGUGUCCACAACAGGAUCGAUUCGACGCCGAGAGGACGUGCUGUCAUCUCCGUGGGGAGCUGUGUCGCGAAGAGGCCGUGAUAUGGCGGCAAGGGCUCGAAGCACUCGUCAUGCGCGCAUGGACGACGAAGGCGUAGGGUUUUCCCUCUCGGACGAACACUACAUUACGGUCGAGAGACCUCUGGAUUUUGGCAGUCGCCCAGGCACAGUUUACCAUACGCACGAAUCAGAGUCAAACGAAACAGGCGUAGCGCGAACGCUGCCGCGGAUAAAUUCGAUGCAGCUGAGAUUGGAGACACCUCGUCGAACCCACGACAGUGAUGCUUGUCACAAUGAUGGUGACGGUAAUGCGAAAGCUGAGGCCGAGAUGAAGCAACGUGUGAAAGAACUUGUAUCGCCUGCGAAGUCUGAUACUGGAUCUGAAAUAGCAGACUCCAGUACCGCACUAACAGGACGCAUGUUAGCGGCGUCGUCGACGUCAGUCCGGCUAUUGCGCUCCAAAAUGGCCGUGCUAAUCGCGCUGAGGCUGGUGUGUGACUUGGGUGCGUUCGCAGUAUGUCUGCUUGGUGGAAUCGUGGGUUACAUGGUCCCGGAAGGUUCCCUGGCGCUCGCUGGAGACAUUCCAGGUGGUUACCCGUCGUUGAAGAGGCCCUGGUAUGGGUUUAGCGAGAACAUCAUUGACGCCGACCGCUUGUACCAUCUCGUCAUUGACACACUUUCGAUCGCCAUCAUCUCGUACAUGUGCAGUGUUGCAAUGGCUAAACGUUUGGCUAUCAAAGACGGCUACCGGAUUCGGCCAAAUCAAGAGCUCAUGGCUCUGGGGUUUUCCAAUCUCGUUGGCUCUUUUUUUCAGGGAAUGCCCUCCACUGGAGGUCUUUCACGUACCGCAGUGAACAUGCAGAACGCACGCACGCAGCUUGCGAGUGUGAUUGCUGUGCUAGUCGUGGUGAUAGUGCUGUACACUGCUACUUCGGCUUUGGCCUACCUGCCAAAAGCAAGCUUAGCUUCGAUCAUUAUAGUCGCAGGCUAUUCACUUAUCGAGCUGAAAGAGGCGAAGUGGUUGUAUCGUGUGAAGCGGGACGAGUUUUACGUGUGGUUGGCAUCGUUUGUGCUGUCAUGUAUACUGGGCGUGCUGCCUGGUCUGCUGUCCUCCAUCUUUUGCUCGCUGGUUGCUGUGAUUUACAAAACUCGUCGGCCGAUCAUCUCGACGCUGGGCGAGGUGACUGAUGAAGCGACUCAGGAGAAACGAGUUGUGGAUUUGGACUUGUAUCCGGACACCGCACUCCCAUUUUCCGACGUCGUAGCGAUUCGAGUGGAAGGCGCGCUAUAUUUUGCUAAUUGUGAGUACAUUGAGCGCGUGGUGGAACGUGAAGUGCGCCAGCGUUAUGAAACGGAUGGAGCAGCUGUCCGUGGUGUUGUCAUUGACGCAGGCUCCAUGAUGGACUGGGACACUACUACAAUUCAGAUGAUGAAGCAUUUGAAGUCUGAACUGCGACGGCAGGGCAUCAGACUGGCAAUUGUGAACGCACGGGAUCGGCUGCAGCUGCUACUACAGACCUCAGCGUUUCUCGUUGGCAUCGUGCACAAUGACGCUCGCAUUGGAUUCGCUGAAGCCAUCACUGCCAUCCGUAAGGAAGCGGUGCCGCCAGACGAGAGCCAUGCGCUGACGCGUCCAUCCAGAGUACAUAGCAUUUGA